Messenger RNA from Fusarium vanettenii 77-13-4, 1668 nucleotides. RefSeq lists its product as uncharacterized. Gene Ontology annotation, molecular function: amidophosphoribosyltransferase activity. Gene Ontology annotation, cellular component: cytoplasm. The transcript is spliced from 15 exons. NCBI's taxonomy places the organism in Eukaryota, Fungi, Ascomycota, Sordariomycetes, Hypocreales, Nectriaceae. The record is from RefSeq and is a predicted model, not a curated record. The coding region runs from base 1 to 1668 and encodes 555 amino acids. Gene Ontology annotation, biological process: purine nucleobase biosynthetic process; purine nucleotide biosynthetic process.
AUGUGUGGUAUCAGUGCCAUUCUUCUCGGCGAUCCCAAAGCCACCACGGCUGGUAUCGAGCUCCACGAGAGCAUCUACUAUCUUCAACAUCGUGGACAAGAUGCUGCUGGUAUCACAGUCUGCCAGGGAGGAAGAUUGUACCAGAUGAAGGGUAACGGCCUGGCCUCCAAGGUUUUCCAGGAACCAGCCCGUAUCCCCGAGACACUGCCCGGAUACGCCGGUAUUUCUCACGUCCGGUACCCUACUGCUGGAACUUCUUCUGCUUCUGAAGCCCAGCCCUUCUAUGACAGCCCCUUCGGUUUGAGUUUGGCCGUCAACGGCAACCUGGUCAACAGCACCGAACUCCGCAGCUUUUUGGAUCUCGAGGCCCACCGCCAUGUCAACACCGACUCCGACUCAGAACUUCUUCUCAACGUCUACGCACACGCUCUGCACGAGCUCGGUAAGGCUCGAGCCAAUGUGGACGACAUUUUCGCCGGCCUCCGUGAAGUCUACUCGAGGUGCAAGGGUGGCUUUGCUUGUGUUGCCAUGAUCACCGGCUUUGGUGUCCUCGGUUUUAGGGAUGAGAAUGGAAUCCGCCCCCUUUGCCUCGGAUCCCGACCUUCUGCCACUCUUGAUGGUACCAUGGAUUACUUCAUGGCCUCGGAGUCUGUUGCUCUGACCCAGCUCGGCUUUACUAACAUUGUCGACAUUCUGCCCGGACAAGCUGUUUUCAUCCAGAAGGGUGGCCACCCCCAGUUCCGACAGAUUGUCGAGAUGAAGUCGUACACCCCCGACAUUUUUGAGAUGGUCUAUUUCUCUCGACCUGACUCCUCCCAAGAUGGAAUCUCCAUCUACCGUAGUCGGCAGAACAUGGGAGAGAGGCUCGCAGAGAGAGUCAAGGAUGUGCUGGGAGAGAAGGGUGUCCAAGAGAUUGAUGUUGUUAUUCCAAUCCCCGAGACCAGCAACACAUCCGCCGCCGCCCUGGCGAGCCGCCUGCAGAAGCCGCUCUCCAAUGCUUUUGUCAGGAACAGGUACACUUUCCGAACAUUCAUCAUGCCGGGCCAAAAGGCACGACAACAGGGCAUUCGACGAAAGCUGUCGCCCAUCGCGUCCGAAUUCAAGGACAAGGUUGUCCUGUUGGUCGACGAUUCCAUCGUCCGUGGCAACACAUCGCGCGAAAUUGUUUUGAUGAGCAGAGAAGCUGGUGCCAAGAAGGUCAUCCUGGCUUCGUGUUCUCCUGAAAUCACACACCCCCAUGUGUACGGCAUUGAUCUUGCCGACCCCGCACAGCUCGUUGCUCACAAUAGGACUGUGAAGGAGAUCGCCAAGGAGAUUGGCGCCGAUGAGUUGAUCUACCAGUCACUGGAUGACCUCAAGGCCGCCUGUCUCGAUGCCAUCGAUGGCGAGACCCAGAUCAAGGACUUUGAAGUUGGAGUCUUUUCUGGAAAGUACCAGACAGAUGUGCCAGAGAGCUACUUCGAGCACCUCAGCGAGAUCCGCGCCAAGGGCAAGAAGCGAAAGAAUGUUGAGGAGGAGGGCUCAGAUGCGAAGAAGCUCACACUGGUUUCCAACAGUGGACCGGUAAAUGUGCGCAAGGUCCAAGAAGAAGAAGAGGACAAGCCUGUCAUUGACCAGGAUGACAUCAGGUAUGUGUGCCCAACAGUCUCGGGCAUGCUCUGGUAUUAA